UUCAAGUGUCUUGAAGGAGGGAAGAUGGGAGACCCCGACAUGAACAAUAAAGAUCGUCGUGAAUUGUGUGAGUUUGUUGAUAAGUAUCUUAAGAAUCUUUAUUAUCAUAGGGAUGUAACUCUCAAGAAUCCGGAUUUUGAAAUUGGAGAGUCUUCUUCAAGGCAUAUGGUGCCAUCCUAUGUCCCGGUCAUGGCACCACCACCUCCUAUGGCGGAAACCAACCAAGGAGCAGCUGAUAUUGAUUUGCAGAUAAGUAACAAUCAAGAAGUUUACAUCCCAGCAGUGAAUCAGGAUGAGUUUCAAUAUCCAAACCAGAAUCAUGAUGGAACUCAAGACCAAGGAUUCAUUGAACAGAUGAUGAAGUAUGGUGAGGAAACAAAUUUUCCUUGGAUGGAUCACAAGCAGUUCUAGACAGCAUCUAUUUGGACGAAGACGACAAUGCCAACAAUGUUAUAUCUCUUUCGUCUUUACCGAUGAUGUUGUUCUCAUGACUUCUCUCUCAGUCACAAAUCUUUGAUUUGUGUUAUGUCUUAUAUUUUUAGUUUAUCCAGUUUAAUUAUGUAAUCUAAACCUCUUCCUAUUUCAAUUUCUGGACUAUAUUAUA
Messenger RNA from Capsella rubella, 604 nucleotides. RefSeq lists its product as uncharacterized. The record is from RefSeq and is a predicted model, not a curated record. The coding region runs from base 25 to 411 and encodes 128 amino acids. The transcript is spliced from 3 exons. NCBI's taxonomy places the organism in Eukaryota, Viridiplantae, Streptophyta, Magnoliopsida, Brassicales, Brassicaceae.